Molecule: messenger RNA, 593 nt
Organism: Serpula lacrymans var. lacrymans S7.9
Lineage: Eukaryota; Fungi; Basidiomycota; Agaricomycetes; Boletales; Serpulaceae
Exons: 3
Coding region: 59-253 (64 amino acids)
Biological process (GO): positive regulation of telomerase RNA localization to Cajal body; snRNA pseudouridine synthesis; rRNA pseudouridine synthesis
Cellular component (GO): box H/ACA telomerase RNP complex; box H/ACA snoRNP complex
Molecular function (GO): box H/ACA snoRNA binding; telomerase RNA binding
Source: RefSeq, a predicted model, not a curated record
GCCUUUUUUUCAUUCAUUCUUGCCACCGUCGUUCGUCUCGACCUCAACGCUAGCUACGAUGCAUUUGAUGUACACCACAGACGAGAGCGGUAACAGAACAUAUACGCUCAAGAAAACCACAGACAGCGGUCGCAUCACCAAAUCUGCCCAUCCUGCCCGGUUCUCGCCAGACGACAAGUUCUCGCGACACCGUGUCACCAUCAAAAAACGCUAUGGCGUCCUCUUGACUCAGCUCCCGAGCAAGCCCAUGUAAUUUCCCCCGCCUUUUCGUCGUCGUCGUACCCGCCAAAGCCACGCCGCGUCAUUUAUUCGGUGAUAUAUUUCGGUUACACCGUUUGCUUGGGUAAUACCUGUAUAUGGGACUAGGUGGUUGGCCGAGGGUGCCUGCCGGUGCAAAGCAGGCAGGAUUUACAGAAGAACAUAUAGCGGUUGUAAUCUCACACGUCCUGCAAUACACCACACAACUGUACCAUAUUUCUCUCUCUCUCAAGUUCUGAAAUCUUGCUGCAUAUGCCCAGGAAUCUGGUUAUAAGCCAUUAGCUAGAGUCUCAUUUAUGUUCUCAAAUUUAACUCCUAUGGUGUUCAAAGGAUGU